This is a messenger RNA of Camellia sinensis, 1141 nucleotides long. RefSeq names its product heat shock transcription factor B2A (gene HSFB2A). Lineage: Eukaryota; Viridiplantae; Streptophyta; Magnoliopsida; Ericales; Theaceae. The record is from RefSeq and is a predicted model, not a curated record. Gene Ontology annotation, biological process: regulation of transcription by RNA polymerase II. Gene Ontology annotation, molecular function: DNA-binding transcription factor activity; RNA polymerase II cis-regulatory region sequence-specific DNA binding. Gene Ontology annotation, cellular component: nucleus.
UUUUUCCUGUGUAUGAAAUUCUACCACAUAUCUUUGAAAUUCCUGUGUUUUCUCUCUCUUACCUGUUCUCCUCCCAUCUCAUCUCCUUAUAUCUGUCGCAGGAACCUUCUAGAAUUGCCAGAAGAUGCACGCACCCUUCGCUCAACGCUUCUCUCUCUAAUCCCUUCUCCCUCCCUCCAUUUCCUACCAGAUCUGCUUCGAUACCUUCAUCUUGAGGAUUAGGUGAACGGUGAUGGUUCCACCUCCCGGAGAGCAGAACGGUGGAGAAUCGACGGCCAGCGAUGCACCGAGGUCUCUUCCGACGCCGUUUUUGACAAAAACGUACCAGCUUGUUGAAGACAAUAGCAUUGACGAUGUGAUCUCGUGGAAUGAAGACGGAUCCACCUUCAUCGUCUGGAAUCCCGCUGAGUUCGCUAGAGAUUUGCUUCCCAAGUAUUUCAAACACAACAAUUUCUCAAGUUUUGUUCGUCAACUCAACACCUACGGAUUUCGCAAGGCUGUACCUGAUCGAUGGGAAUUCUCUAACGAAUGCUUCCGUAGAGGUGAAAAACGACUUCUAUGCGAUAUACAGCGUCGGAAAAUAGCGACGGCUCCAGGGAUGGGAUCUCCUUCGAAUUCAGGCGAAGAACAAGUCAUCUCGUCGAAUUCCUCACCAGCGAAAGCACCUAUACUUAUACUAUGUCGAGAUCGAGAGACGAGCUCGGCCGAGCUUAUAGACGAGAACGACAGGCUAAGGAAGGAAAAUAUGCAACUCAACAGAGAGUUGAGUCAGAUGAAGAAUCUCUGUAACAAUAUUCAUUCCUUGAUGUCAAACUACGCGAAUAACCGACCGGAAAGCGGUUCUCACUCGGUCAAACCGCUCCAUCUGUUGCCGAUGAUCCGGUUCACCGGCGGCGUUAACAACCAGUCGAAACCGGAGGACGAAACGAGCCCGAGAUUGUUUGGAGUCCCGAUUGGUAUGAAACGGUCGAGGAGGGAAGGUGAAAGUGAGGCGCAUCAUGAGCUGCCACUGCAACUGGGUUGGACGGAGCUGAAAUCAGAGCCGUUGGAUCAUCGGGACGGCGGUGAAGAUCAAGAGACCACUCCGUGGCUCAGACAGUGUCACCGGACAAAUCAAAGGGUGUGUAAUUGAUCGAUUGUU